Messenger RNA from Gilbertella persicaria, 2502 nucleotides. Its product is annotated as G subunit of NADH dehydrogenase. NCBI's taxonomy places the organism in Eukaryota, Fungi, Mucoromycota, Mucoromycetes, Mucorales, Choanephoraceae. Gene Ontology annotation, cellular component: membrane. Gene Ontology annotation, molecular function: iron-sulfur cluster binding; NADH dehydrogenase (ubiquinone) activity. Gene Ontology annotation, biological process: ATP synthesis coupled electron transport. Bases 146 to 2338 code for a protein of 730 amino acids. The transcript is spliced from 4 exons. The record is from RefSeq and is a predicted model, not a curated record.
UCUAAUUUUCAAAGUCCAGUUGUUUAUUUGCUCUCUUUUCUUCGACUGCACAAUUUUUUUCUUUUUUGUGUGUGUGAGCUUACCCCCUUCUCUUCUCUUUUUUUUUCUUCAAUAAAAACCCCCCACUCCAAUAAUAAAAAAAAGUAUGUUGCGCGCCAUUAACAAGACAAGCGUAGCACGUAGAGCACCAACCCUUCUUAAGACUGGAGCUCGUGCUUUCACUGCAUCAACCAAUGUUAAAGAAGAAGUCGAAGUUUUUAUCGAUGGCAAGUCUGUCAUGAUUGAACAAGGUGCUGCCUUGAUCCAAGCUUGUGAAAAGGCUGGUGCUGAUAUUCCUCGUUUCUGUUAUCAUGAUCGUCUUUCAGUUGCUGGUAACUGUCGUAUGUGUCUCGUUGAAGUUGAACGUGCUCCUAAGCCCGUUGCUUCUUGUGCUUAUCCUGUCAUGCCUGGUAUGAAGGUGAAGACCAACAGUCCUUUGGUACACAAGGCCCGUGAAGGUGUCAUGGAAUUCUUGCUUUAUAACCAUCCUCUGGACUGUCCCAUUUGUGAUCAAGGUGGUGAAUGUGAUCUCCAAGAUCAAAGUAUGCGUUACGGUGCUGAUCGUGGACGUUUCUCUGAACCUAUGGGUAAGCGUUCUGUUGAAGACAAGGACUUUGGUCCUCUUAUCAACACUGAAAUGACCCGUUGUAUUCAAUGUACUCGUUGUGUUCGUUUCGCUAACGAAGUUGCUGGUGCCACUGAGCUCGGUACCAGUGGUAGAGGUAAUGACAUGCAAAUCACUACCUAUAUUGAAAAGACCAUUGACUCUGAAAUGUCUGGUAAUGUCAUUGAUCUCUGUCCUGUGGGUGCCUUGACUUCUAAGCCUUACAACAUGAAGGCCAGACCUUGGGAAUUGAAGAAGUACGAAACCAUUGAUGUUUCUGAUGCCAUUGGUUCCAACAUUCGUCUCGAUACCCGUGGUGUUGAAGUAAUGCGUAUUGUCCCUCGUUUGAACGAAGAAGUCAAUGAAGAAUGGAUCUCUGAUAAGACCCGUUUCUUCUAUGAUGGUCUUAAGGUCCAACGUCUUACUACCCCUUUGAUCCGUGACGGCGAUCGUUUUGUUCCUGCCACUUGGGAAAAGGCCUUGAAGCGUGUCGGUCAAGAAUUGAACAAUGUUCAAGGUAACUCUGCCAAGGCUAUUGCUGGUCACCUUGCUGAUGCUGAAUCCAUGGUUGCCCUUAAGGAUCUUCUUAACCGUGCUGGCUCUGACAACUUGACUAUUGAUGCUCCUAAUGGCUCUAAGCCUCUUGCCCUUAAUGCUGAUUUACGUUCCAACUACACUUUGAACACGACCAUUGCUGGUGCUGAAGAAGCUGAUGUUGUUCUCUUGAUCGGUACUAACCCUCGUCAUGAAGCUCCUAUCUUGAACACUCGUUUCCGUAAGGCUUUCCUUCACAACGGUCAAGACCUCGGUUUGAUCGGUCAAGCUGAUGACUUGAACUAUGAAUAUGCUCACAUUGGUGACAACUCCAAGGACAUUGAAAAGAUCUUGGAUGGUUCUCAUCCUUUCGCUAAGCGUCUCAGUGAAGCCAAGAAGCCCAUGAUUGUCGUUGGUUCUAGUGUGAUUGAAAACUCAAAGGACAGUGAAUACCUUCUUUCCAAGGUCUCUGAACUCUCUGAUAAGUUCAAGAACACUUUGUUCCAAGAUGGUUGGAACGGUGUCAACGUCUUACAACGUGCUGCCAGCAGAACUGCUGCUUACGAAGUUGGUUUUAUCCCUACUUCAUCUGAAGCUUCUUCUACACCCGUCAAGUUCAUCUAUCUCUUGAACGCUGAUGAAAUCACACCUGCUGACAUUCCUAAGGAUGCCUUUGUUGUCUACCAAGGUCACCACGGUGAUGUUGGUGCUCAAUAUGCCGAUGUUAUUCUCCCUGGUUCUGCUUUCACAGAAAAGAAUGCUACCUAUGUCAACACCGAAGGUCGUACACAAAUCACGCGUGCUGGUGUGAACCCUCCUGCUGCUGCUCGUGAAGAUUGGAAGAUCAUCCGUGCUUUGUCUGAAGUUGCUGGCCAUACUCUUCCUUAUGACGAUCUUCCCUCUAUCCGUUCUAGACUUUCUGAUAUCAGUCCAGCUCUCACUCGUUACGAUAUCAUUGAAACUCCCUCUAUCUCUCAAAUUGGUUUAGCUGCUCAACGCAAGCCCAAUGCACAAAGCUCUGGUGAAAUCAUGACUUCUGUCAUCAAGAACUUUUACCGUACUGACCCUAUCUCUCGUGCCUCUAGUACUAUGGCCAAGUGUACUAAGGCUUGGGUUGCCGGUAAAGAUGUCGAGUCUGAGCUCAAGGCUGCCACUGCUUAAUUCCAAUUUUUUUUUCUCUUUGAUAAAAUCAUCUUUAAAGAUAAAAAGCUCUUUAAAAGAGAGAUUGUAAACAAUAAUUACCAUGAUAUUAGAAACACCGGAAUAAAAAAAAGGAAUAAAAAAGAAAAUAAAUAGUAAUAUAAAACUUGUUGGCGUUUCCUUAA